CGACCGCACACAGCUUAGGCGAGGCGGCUGGACCCUGGCAGAUCCCGGGGUGCUCGCUUCGGCGCGGCUGGGCGCCAAAUCCUCGUCGGGCGGGGCAGCGCGGGGUUCCCCCCCCCCCGGACCGGCGGUAGCGGGAGCAAAGGGGGCGCAGCGGGGCCCGGCGCUUCCCACCCCCCGGCCGCGGUGCCGCUGCCUGGCGGGCGAGCGAGUGAGCGAGCGGGGGCAGCUCCCCGCGGGCGGAAUGUGAGGCGCGCAGCCCGGCUCCGGGCAGCGGCGAGCGCUUCCCCGGGCAGCGCUUCCCCCUCCCCUCCCCCACCCCCGGGCACCCCCGCUGCGGGGCCGGGCACUGCCUGCGCUUCUCCGGUUGCGUCCCCUGCCCGCCGCUCGCCAUGAAGAAAUUCUCCCGCAUGCCCAAGGCCGAGGGGAGCGGCGGCGGGACGACGUGCGCUGGCUCCGGCGGAGCGGGCGCCGCGGGCCGGGUGCUCGCUGUGGGACGGCACCAGGUCACCCUGGAGGAUCUGCUGGCGGAAGGUGGCUUUUCCACUGUGUUCCUGGUGCGUACCCAUGGUGGAGUACGCUGUGCAUUGAAACGAAUGUAUGUUAAUAACGUGCCUGACCUCAGCAUUUGCAAAAGAGAAAUAACUAUUAUGAAAGAACUCUCUGGGCACAAGAAUAUUGUAGGCUAUUUGGACUGUGCUGUUAAUUCUGUUAGUGACAAUGUGUGGGAGGUGCUCAUCUUAAUGGAAUAUUGUCGAGCGGGGCAAGUCGUGAAUCAGAUGAAUCAGAGACUUCAGACAGGCUUUACUGAGCCAGAAGUGCUGAGGAUAUUUUGUGACACCUGUGAAGCUGUUGCCAGGUUGCAUCACUGCAAAACCCCAAUAGUUCACCGGGACCUGAAGGUAGAGAAUAUUUUGUUGAAUGACAAUGGAAACUAUGUCCUUUGUGACUUUGGCAGUGCCACUAACAAAUUCCUUAAUCCUCAGAAAGAUGGUGUUAAUGUAGUUGAAGAAGAAAUUAAAAAGUAUACAACACUGUCAUACAGAGCUCCUGAAAUGAUUAAUCUUUAUGGAGGAAAACCAGUUACUACCAAGGCAGAUAUCUGGGCACUUGGCUGUUUGCUGUAUAAACUUUGUUUCUUCACACUUCCCUUUGGGGAGAGUCAGGUUGCUAUUUGUGAUGGAAAUUUUACCAUUCCAGACAAUUCCCGAUAUACCCAUAAUGUACAUUGUUUGAUAAGGUACAUGCUUGAACCAGAUCAAGAACGGAGACCCAAUAUCUUUCAAGUAUCUUAUUUUGCCUUUAAACUUGCCAGAAAGGAAUGUCCAUUGUCCAAUAUUAAUAAUUCUCCUGUCCCUUCAACUCUUCCUGAACCCAUGACAGCUAGUGAGGCAGCUGCUAGAAAAAGCCAAAUAAAAGCCAGAAUAACAGAUGCUGUUGGACCAACAGAAACCUCAAUUGCACCACGACAAAGACCAAAGGCCAAUUCAAGCACUGCCACUUCUAAUGUGCUAACUAUCCAGAGCUCAGCAACACCAGUAAAAGUAUCGGUUCUUGGUGAAUUCGGUAACUGUGUGCAAAAAGGAACCCUAAGACCAGGAAAUGGACAAGAGAUUUUGUCCCAAGGGACCAAUCAGCACCCUCCACAACAAAAUAGAGUACUGCAGCAACUGCAACAGGGGGACUGGAGAUUACAGCAACUGCACCACUUACAUCACCAGCAACAAUUACUUCAGGAUGCUUACAUGCAACAGUAUCAACAAGCAAUGCACCAGCAAAUGGUCCAACAACAACUUACGAUGCAGUCUAUGUACCAACAGCAACCUUCCCUAUCCCAGUAUCCUGCCAUGGUGCAACAAUACCAGCAAGCUCUCUUACAUCAGCAGAUCCUUGCACAGCAACAUCAACAGCCACAGUCUCCUGAGUAUCUUACCUCUCCUCAAGAGUUCUCACCAGCCUUAAUUUCCUACUCUGCAUCGCUUCCAGCUCACGUUGGAGCAGUGAUGGAUUCUCCUUAUACUGCCAAUAGGUCAGCCGUUCCCGAUGCAGCGGCCGUUUCCAGUUACCCAAAGCAGAACAUCAAUAACCCACCGGACAUGUCAGGCUGGAACCCAUUUGGAGAGGACAAUUUCUCCAAGCUAACAGAGGAGGAGCUACUGGACAGGGAAUUUGACCUUCUGAGAUCAAACAGGCUCGUGGAGAGGAGAGCAUCCUCAGAUAAGAAUGUGGAACCACAUUCUGCUCCACAGAACCAUCCUUCUGAAGAUCCCUUUGGUUCUGUACCUUUCAUUUCUCACCCAGGUUCUCCGGGAAAGGCAAUUGACAAUUCAGCCAGCAGUCAAGAAAAUAAUUUACGGAGCCCAAACAAGGCUGAAAAAUCAAGUCAAGCCUCUCGAGAGCACCAUUCAGGAAGAAAAACGGCAGGGGGACAAGUGCAGAAAGGAAGCGAUGAGUCAGAGAGUGACUUUGAAUCUGACCCUCCUUCUCCCAAGAGCAGUGAGGAAGAUGAAGAGCAGGAGGAUGAAGAUGUCUUACAGGGGGAGCAUGGAGACUUUAAUGAUGACAAUGAUACAGAACCUGAGAACUUAGGCCAUCGGCCUCUCCUUAUGGACUCUGAAGAUGAGGUGGAGGAAGAGGAGGAAGAAAAGCAGAGUUCUGAUUCUGAUUCCGAUCACACCAAGGGAAAGCCCAUGGAAGGGAUCCCUUGCACUAGAUACAGAGAGGUGGGUGGCAGUCGUGAAGACAAAGAACCGAAUAUAGCACUCUAUUCCUUGCCUGAGUUACCAAGUACUGUGGCCAAGGUGAGCCCUGGCCAAGAAUUUGAUGUGUUUGGGGCUGUCCCCUUCUUUGCUCUUCAGACUCAGCAACCUCAGCCAAGAGAAGAGAGUGACACAGAUUUCUCUCCUCAGCCUGCUUUUCUCAGCCUGAGGCAAGAGCAGGAUGACUUUGAUGUCUUCACUAAAGCCCCAUUCAGCAAGAAGGUGGCCCAGCCAGAUGGCCUGGUUGUAGGAGCUGAGACCCAAACCUCCCCUACUUCUCCCCGAAGUGUGGAUAUUUUUGGCUGCACCCCUUUCCAGCCUCUUCCCACCCCAAAGAGCAGUGAAAGCGGAGAGGACCUCUUUGGACUUGUCCCCUUUGAGGAGAUUACAGGGAGCCAGCAGCAACAGAAGGUGAAGCAGCAGCGGAACCUGCAGAAACUCUCCUCCCGGCAAAGACGCAUGAAACAGGAGGUGCCCAAAAGCAAUGGGAAGCGCCACCAUGGCACCCCGACCAGCACCAAGAAGGCUUUGAAACCCAGCUACCGCACCCCAGAGAGAUCCCGCAGGCACAAAAAAACUGGCCGCAGGGACUCCCAAAGCAGCAACGAAUUCCUAACGAUCUCAGACUCCAAGGAAAACAUAAGUGUUGCAUUGACUGACAGCAAAGAUCGAGGCAACCCUUUGCAAGCGGACGAGAAUCUGCUGGACCCCUUUGGAGCCAAACCUUUCCACCCACCAGACUUGAUGCGGAACCCACAACAUCAAGGACUGGGUGACAACCGUGGGGACCAUAAUAUAGUAGUGCCUGGUAGACCUAGACAGAGCUCCCUGCAUGGGACCGUUCACAGUGGUGAUGGGCUAAAAACAGAUGACUUUGGUGCAGUGCCCUUCACAGAACUGGUUGUGCAGAGUGUAACACUACAGCAGGCCCAGCAGCAACAGGCAUUAGAGUUAGAUCCGUUCGGGGCAGCUCCAUUUCCUUCCAAACAGUAAAGGCUUCCACCAGAUUAUUUCUCGCUCUCUGCACUAUUUAACUUUGUUUUUAAAUAGUGUAAUAAUCCAUCUGGCUGAAUUGACAGGGAAAAUGAUUUUUCGUACCGUUUAUUCAGCCUCGGUACUGCAUGCCCAGCUCUCCCCCAAAAUUUAAAAUCAUGUGUUUUUGUAUCAUACAAAACACCCAAAAAAAGGAGGAAGCAUUUCAAUAGGACAGCACAUUUCCAGAGGAAUCAGAUGUGAGCUAUUAUUUCAGCCACUGACUUUGUAGCCAUGAAAUAUACUGUUCGGCACUUUUGCAUAGCCUUUCCACUCAUAGGCAGUGCAAGGGGAAAAACCACGGAAGAAGGUCUGCCAUGAUGGAUCCAGUAAGUCUGAUGGAAUGGAAUCCUUCUAUGAUACAAACCUUUGACUCUCUCUGAGACCUGAGAUAAUAUGUAUCUGCUGGUAUCCAUGGUCUGCUGGAAAUUCUUCAGUCUCCACCUUCUAAAUGAAAAAGCUCUUUUCUAAUCCUAACAAAGAAACCUACUCAAAGGAUUGUGUGUCUCAAGAUUGCAGAGCAUGGCGGUGGCUUGAGAACUAGUGCACAAAUAGAGGUGAAAGGCAAUUUUUGUGUGCCUGAACAUUAAUUUUUUUACAAUAAGUGCCAUUAAUGUAAAAUAGCAAAAUGAAAGUCGAGAGUUAAAACUAAAGAUAUAGAGAAUAUAUUGGUUUGCUAGAUAAAAUCAUGGGUAACAAAGUAGCAGGGAUACAGCCAGCAUUUGCAGCACUUUGAAGACUACACAGUACACUUGACAAGAGGGGCUGAUUAACCUGGAUGCCAUGUCUAGCACAGCAGGAAUAUAUCAGAUCAUCAGUAAAAUUGGCAGCAAGUGCAAACACGUAAAGAUUACAGAUUGGUUUUGUUCAAUUAUUAAUUAGGGUGUGCAUCUGAAAAGACCACUUCUUUCUCUUGGAUUUUUAUUCCAAACAAAAUCUGUGUAUACCUUAGAAACUGUUUUUAAACAACAACUAUGAAAUUGUCGCAUAAUAUUCUUUUCAGUUCUGA
Molecule: messenger RNA, 4797 nt
Organism: Dermochelys coriacea (leatherback sea turtle)
Lineage: Eukaryota; Metazoa; Chordata; Testudines; Dermochelyidae
Gene: BMP2K
Product: BMP2 inducible kinase
Exons: 16
Coding region: 390-3749 (1119 amino acids)
Biological process (GO): protein phosphorylation
Molecular function (GO): protein kinase activity; ATP binding
Source: RefSeq, a predicted model, not a curated record